AGCAGGAAGGGAGUCUUGGUGCCAAACUGCAGGUUAAGAAAGAAAAAGGUAAGAAAGAAACUGAGGUAGGGUGAAUCCCCUUACUACCGCAUUCUUUUCAAUGAAAGCUUGCUUUUUCUUGCUCCCUCAUUGUCUUUGCCAUUUCCCCAAAUUUCAAGUCUUCUUCCUCUGAUGUUUUUCUUCUUCUUCCCUGCCUCUUUCUGUGUUACUGCAAUUCUUAUUUUCUCUUCCCUCUUUCAUUUCCUUUCAUUCAUUUUGGGGAUGGGCAGUAUGCUGGCUGCUUGUGGGGGAUGGGUCAGAGCUUAGAAUAAACCCCACUUACACUCCCAUAUUAACUCCCCACCCCCAAUGUACACAUAAGAGUGCAAAAAGAUGGUGACAUACAGCAUCAUCCUAUGCUUGUCUACUCAGAAGCAAGUCCCAUUCAGUUCAAUGGGACUUCUAGAUAAAUUGAUACAGGAUUUCACAGGAUUCAAUCCUAAGGACAUGCUUAAUUGGGGCUGAGGAGCUCAAUGGGGCUUACUUCCGAGCUAUCCUCUACGCACUUUGGAGUAAGAACCACUGAAUUUAAUGGAUCAGACUCCUAAAUAUAUAUGCAUAUAUAUGCAUAAUUAACCAAGUUAUGUGGAGAUGCAGGGUUUGAACUCUCUAACCCCUGCACUAGCUGUCCACAGAAAGUUAUUUACACUCUCAACCAUUUAUUUGGAAACCUGUACUUUUUUUCUAGGGAAAUGCAUGCCCCUAAACAUUUUGUGAAUCUCUGUACUUUUGUCCAUUUACUGUAUUUCUUUUUCCCUAUUUGAGCUAUAAAAUGGUGCUUUUCUUGAGUCAAAAUAAGAGUACCCCUAAACAUUUUUUUAAGAAAAAAAGCACUGAGUAUUACAAAUGUUAAUACAUUAUGCAUUGCAAUUAGUACUAUACUAGAAGUACUGCUAGUAUAUUAUUAAUGCUACUACACCCCUAUACUAGUAGUAACAUUACCCUAGCAGCAUUGUUAAUACUAAUGAUAAAUAUUAUUAGCACCACUAGAUUAUCAAUGAUGAUAAUAAUAAGUAUGCUACCUUCCCCCUUUUCGCGCUCUUCCCGGGUUUCGCGAUGUGCUUCUUGAAGCCCCGCCCCUUCUUCUAAGUCUCUAGGCCCCUCCCCCGUAGGCUAAUUCCAGCGCUCCAAUUGGUCCUGCCCCUCCUAUGUAUAGAAACGAAGUCUCUGGGAGCCGCCCUUCAGCGGGAGCAACUGCGCAUGCCUGGGCGUUCUUUUGCCCGGGUCCUCGUGCAGCAGGAGUUGCUGUUGGGCGCGAGACAGCGAAGCGAAGCGGAUUGCAGUUUCUACCUACCUGCAACCAUUGCUGGGAUCACACAGGCAGACCUCAUGGCUGACGACAGAGUGACUAGCCGCUCGCCAGAGAGAAGGCCAGUUCUGGUCUCAUCUACUUCAUCCUCCAAUGAGCCCACCUCUUCGGGGCUCUCCGGCAGCCUCCAGCCUUUCUUCCUGGGCCGCACUUGCGCACCAAGCAACCUCCUUUCCCUCACGGUGCCCGUGCGCUUGGACAUCCUCUAUGUCCUCAUUAACGCUGCCAGAGGGGCACAGUGCCUCCCUCCUCCAGCACCCAUUCAUGACAGCGCUCAGGCCUCUUUCUCCACAUGUCACGAGGCACCUGCUCAGUGCGCCAUGAACUGCUGCCACCGACCGGCUUGCUGUUGUGUGCCAGGCUGCGCCAGUGGGCAGCACCAGCCUAACGGAGCCCAGCAGUGCGGAGCGGCUCCUGGAGGAUACGGCAGCCACAGAGGGCCAAAUGGUGGAGUCCUAGAGCGACAAAACGAUGGGCGCCAUUGGAACAGCGCUGCCGAAAGAAAUGGUGGGAGCAGCAGGUCUGACUACAGCCAGCCACACGCAGCAGGGGGUUGGAACAGAGCCCUGCCCCACACAGGCUGGAGGGGGAGCCAAAGAGGAGAAGGAGAGCAUGGGAAUGGGGGUCGUUGGCAAGACAAGCGGCAGGAUUUUGACAGGGCUUGGGGCAACCGGAGGCAAGGCGCUGUCGAAUCAGGCUCUUGGAACUCAGGGCCGCAAGGGUGGAGGAGAGGAGGGUCUUCUUUUGGGUCCAGCGCUAGCAGCAUGAAAAGGAACCAGGAAGGGAGCCGCUGGCAGAAUGCGCAGGAUGCCCCAGAAGCGAAAAGAUGUAUGUUUGGCGCCCGUGAGUGGCAGAAGACCCAAGGCACUGGGGAUUCUGCUGGCUUUGUAGGCAAGGCUGUGGAUGCUGGACCGGCCAAAUCCGUAGCUCUGGAGGUUGGGGAAGACUGGGAGGCUGAGUAUGAGAGUGAGCCAGCAGUCCCUGCUGCUACAGAGGGUGCUCCGGAUGCUUCCCACCAGGAUGACAAGUCCGACUCUUGCAAAGUAAGCGAUGAUGCGGAAGGUGAAUGUGUUACAUCUGCCCAUCCACCCAAACCAGAGCUCUCUGUUUCUCCCCUUCCAAGGUCUGAUGUGAUGAACCAGGGAGCGUCAGAUGCCAGGGGGAAGGAAUGUGCUGCGGAUUGGAGCAGCAAGGAAGACAGGUUUGCCACCUACCUGAAGAACCUUUAUUCUGAUGUGCCGGAGAAGUCCAGCUCCGAAGGCGACACAGAUCUCGCCGUCGGCAUAGCUGUUGAUCCCCUGACACUGGAUGAGGAGGAGCAGUCCCGAGAGAAUGCAGCUGGCUCUCCUUGCGCUGGAGACGUUUGGGCCGAGUCAGCCACAUGUAGCUGUCGGAGGUGUUUUGAAAAAAGGGUCUCGGCUCAGCUAAGACGAGAGAGAAGAGCAGCAAGGGAAGAGGCUCCUGGGGUCUGCAGCUGCUGCUCUCAGAAUUGGACGAGGAUGUACAGCUUCAUGGGUGGGGGCUUGUUCUGUGCCUCUCUGGGGAACAUCCUCCUGGUGGUGUCGACGGUGACAGACUACUGGAUGCAAUACCGAUUGGCAGGUGCCUUUGCUCACCAGGGACUCUGGAGAUACUGCUUUCCUGGCAAGUGCUACAUGCAGCUGGAGAGCAUUGUCUUAUUCCCUGCAGCCUACUGGAAUGCCACCCGGGCCUUCAUGAUCCUCUCUGCCCUCUCUUGUUUCGCUGGCAUCAUCACUGGCAUCUUUUCCUUCGCCCAGUUCUCCGCUUUCCAGCGCUUCAACAGAUCCUUUGCGGCCGGCGUCCUGUUCUUCGUUUCCACGCUCUUUGUCCUUCUGGCGAUGGGGAUCUACACUGGGGUCACGGUCAACUUCCUUGGCAAGCGAUUUGGCGAGUGGCGUUUCUCCUGGUCUUACAUCUUGGGCUGGGUUGCCCUCCUGAUGACUUUCUUUGCAGGUAUAUUUUACAUGUGUGCCUACAAGAUGCACAAAUGCCAGCAACUGGCUGUGAACCGCUAGGAUUUCGGCACCCACCAUGGCUCUGCAAUGUUUAAAGAACUGACGUGUGAGAGGUAGAGAAUGGUGUUGUGUGAAAAAAAGAGAAAUGGCUCUUUAAGAAAUGAUCAUCAUUUGAAGCAAAGAAGCUCAGCUGGAAUCCCAUGGUUCAGAUUUCAGCCCAGCUAUGCACUCACUGGGUGACUCAACAUCAAUGACUGCAAUACAGAAAUAAUGACACUGGCCUACCUUACAGGGUUGUUGUAAGGCUUACUGUAUGGUGAUGCACAAGAAAUGUUUGGAGAAGGGGCUUUUCCUGGGAAGGAAGCAAAGCAGUCAAAGAAGAGCUUCAGUGCACAUUGUGGAGCUGCUGAAAGCCUUGAUCCAUUAAAAAAAACCCACUGGUAA
Podarcis muralis (Common wall lizard) is the source of this 3768-nucleotide messenger RNA. The record is from RefSeq and is a predicted model, not a curated record. Lineage: Eukaryota; Metazoa; Chordata; Lepidosauria; Squamata; Lacertidae.